Penaeus vannamei (Pacific white shrimp) is the source of this 2087-nucleotide messenger RNA. NCBI's taxonomy places the organism in Eukaryota, Metazoa, Arthropoda, Malacostraca, Decapoda, Penaeidae. The record is from RefSeq and is a predicted model, not a curated record.
CUCGUGGACCAUCACCUCCACUGCAGGGGCGCCCGUGGUGGAGGAGAGGACGUGCCCGGACCCCGCCAGCACCCAGUCUCCUCCUGCGGGGAAUGUGGAAGGAGAGGAACUGGCUCAGAGAGACUCACAAAACGAGACGUCCCAGACAGACGCGGGGCAAACGGCGUCUCCAACAGACUCCCAAAGCGAGACGUCCAACACAGAUUCGAAUCAGACGACGUCGCCAAGCCCAACCUCAGACACCAUUCAGGACAACGGAGAGGGAAAUACCACAGCAUAUUCAACGACAACCUCCGAACCGACGACAAACAACAACAACCACGACAACAACGACUACAACGACCACCACCACAACAACGACUACGACUUCAACGACGACUGUUUCUCCUUCUGCGUCGCCUUCCUCCGGUGAGGCCUCGCUCUCCCCGGAUCCCUGUCCUCCGCUCAUCCCAACGGGCAAGGCAUCGAAGGACAUCGCCAUAGGGAACGAACUCUUCGCCGUCAACCCAACACUUGAGGAAUACAAGAUCACACUUCAAGUACACACGCCUACUGGUUCCGCGGGAGUCUACGUGAUGACGCUAGUGAUGAACAAGCCGCCGACGGGAGGGGACUGCACGGUGACUCCUCCUGUGGGUCGAGUCAUGGUGGACACUUUCCUGGUGGAGUGCCACGGUUGGGAAGACCCAGAAGAAGCGGGCGUCGACCUGUACUCCUUCUUCAUGUACGAGCCCACAGACGGAGCUCCUCUCAAGCGGACUAUUGUGGCCACCGCGCAGCCCAAGGCGGAGCUCAUCCUCCCACUCGGAGACUUUACCAUCAUGUGCGAAAUCUGGGACAAAUUUGGCACCUACGCCGAGGUGGUGGUUGACACGAUUCAGGUGGAGAUGCCAACGCAAGAGGACGUCGAGGAAUUCAACGCCGCCGAAAAGAUUGAAUACCUCUCGGCUAUCGGGGAUCAGUUCAAGGUCGGGAUGAUGCUGACGGCGCAGUCCUCGGUGAGAGAACAUGCUACUUGGCUCUCGCUCGACAUGGACGCCCUCGGGAACCUGACGAAGGAGGAGACAGACCUCAGACUUCGAGAUAUUACCAAGAUGAACAAAGGCGCUCUCCAGACGGCGAUGGAAACCAUGUCCUUUUCAACCCUGAGUCAGCUGAACGUGGGUGCUGGAGUGCUCAGGGCAGCCACAGAGGGUAUCACUAAGUCCGCUGCGGCGUCGAAGACCGUGGACAUGGAGGCUAGGAUAACGGCGCUCGAGUUUCUGGAGAAACUGUCAGCCAGCGUGGAGGACAUCGAGCUGACUUCACCCCAGGACAUGGUCCCCUUCCUGUCCUCGUCGCUGUGUGCCAUGGGGUCUAUUAUGUCGUGGGUGUCUGGCGUGACCGAGAUCCUGUCGGGCAAGAACGUCAACAACGUGCCCCCGACCGACGUGGACGCGGCCCGAGACUGGGACUACGAGGUGGACAUCGGCAGUGACAUGAACAUGGAGAUUCCGCUGAGUCGAGAGGUGAUGUUGCAACAGAACGUCCUGGACACAACCAAGCUCAGAGCGAAAGACCAGGUCAGUCGGGUUGGUCCAGUUCAUCAGAAAAUCUAUAGGUUUUUACGGAAGCGUUUUAAGUCAGUUCAUUUCACAAAGGUAUCCCGAAUGAUGAACUUGGUGAAGAACAUCGGCAGGAGCGUGGAGGCAAAGAGCGUCGAGGGGGAGGUGGUCCUCGCCCAGGCUCCCAACGGCGCCUCCAUGAUGGUCGCCAAAGUUACAGAGGAAAUGCUGAGCACCGGCAUGAAGGUGGCGGUGACGAAGGGCGGCGGAGAUAUCCAGCUACCCACUUCCUUCUGCCCUUCGCGUUCCCUGGGCAAAGGGGCCUGCAACCAGACCAUCACCUUGUCAGCUGUGGAGUGGCCUGGCGUCACUUACUCAUAUGCCCAGUCGUCGGACCAGUUAAGCAAGAGCACGAAGGUCGUUAGUCUCGACGUGUUUCUGGACGGGCAGGCUAUCUCCGUGAACGAUACUGAGGGUAUCAUUGUGAGCAUUCCACGGAGUCCUGAGGAUCUGCCAGGUAGGUGGGGGGCGUGUGGGCGUUAG